AUACGUUACGCAACUGAAUUUUUAUUUUAGUGAAAGUAUAUAAGUUGUUUAAACAUAACAGUUAUUAAUACAGUUUUACAAACUCUUUGAAUCAAUUUCAAAAUGGCUCGAUCUCUGUUGAUUAACAUUUUUCUUUUGACAUUCAUUGUCGCAUGUGUUUAUGCCGAUGGAUGCCCUAACGAGUGCGGACAAAACGAAACUUGUAAUUUAUGCGGUAAUCAGUGUGAGCUAAAUUGCAAAGAUAUACAUAGAAAUAUUUGUCCACUCAUCUGCAACCCGCCAGCAUGUGCCUGUGACCCGGAAUACGCAAGGGACAAUUUAACUGGCAGAUGCAUUCAUAAACUCCAGUGCCCACAGUACAAAUAACUGCUCUUAUGAUGGCUUAUAAAAUAUAUUAUAAAAAUAUUCUUCACUAGAUAAUAUUUUAAUAUUAUUUUAUCAGAUAUUAAAUUCUGGAUAAAGUUAUGUUUAGUUUGGUUUAGUUUAUCAAUAAAUUAUGCCAAGGCAGUUGCCGAAUGGCAAAGAGUAAAUAUA
Cotesia glomerata is the source of this 534-nucleotide messenger RNA. Its product is annotated as serine protease inhibitor 1-like. The transcript is spliced from 3 exons. The coding region runs from base 103 to 366 and encodes 87 amino acids. The record is from RefSeq and is a predicted model, not a curated record. Lineage: Eukaryota; Metazoa; Arthropoda; Insecta; Hymenoptera; Braconidae.